Messenger RNA from Canariomyces notabilis, 555 nucleotides. RefSeq lists its product as uncharacterized. The record is from RefSeq and is a predicted model, not a curated record. NCBI's taxonomy places the organism in Eukaryota, Fungi, Ascomycota, Sordariomycetes, Sordariales, Chaetomiaceae. Gene Ontology annotation, cellular component: nucleus. Gene Ontology annotation, biological process: protein phosphorylation; mitotic DNA damage checkpoint signaling. Gene Ontology annotation, molecular function: ATP binding; protein serine/threonine kinase activity. The coding region runs from base 1 to 555 and encodes 184 amino acids. The transcript has 4 exons.
AUGGUCGAUGCAAACAAGAGACUCGAUCUUUUCAUCUACCCUUUCCGGACCGGAGAUCUUCUCCAGCUCAGCCAGCGGAAGCUUUCCGACAGCACAAGAAGGGAUAUCCUGCGCAGCGCGCUGUGCGGCUUGGCUGAUAUGCAUGACCGACAGGUGGUUCACAACGAAUCCUGGGCGCGAUCAAUUCAGAACUGGCAGUCCGAUGUGUACUCUUUUGGGGUUGUGAUGGUCUACGUGCUGCUCAACCGCAUGAUCUUCCGUGGUCUCCUGAAACACAUUGGCGAGCAAAACCCGUUCUAUGAUCGUCUGGUGCAUCUUGCGGGUGAUUUUUCGGAGGAGGACCCCAGGCAGCCUUUCGAGCUCCUCUUUUCGACUGACCGGGAUCUGAGCCAUCUCAUUCGGCAGAUGACCAGCAUGGAUCCCGCGAGGAGGAUUCGCGCUCGAGAGGCUCUGGAACAUCCCUGGUGGACCCACGGUCGAGUCCACAUACACGAUGUCGACGCUAUCGAGGCCGAGAUCGAGCAACGUUCACAAACUAAUAAUUGGCCGAUUUAG